This is a messenger RNA of Ahaetulla prasina, 452 nucleotides long. Its product is annotated as deoxyribose-phosphate aldolase-like. Gene Ontology annotation, biological process: deoxyribonucleotide catabolic process; carbohydrate catabolic process. The annotation marks the transcript as partial. NCBI's taxonomy places the organism in Eukaryota, Metazoa, Chordata, Lepidosauria, Squamata, Colubridae. Gene Ontology annotation, cellular component: cytoplasm. Gene Ontology annotation, molecular function: deoxyribose-phosphate aldolase activity. The record is from RefSeq and is a predicted model, not a curated record. The transcript has 4 exons.
AGAAUCACCCAGCUGUUCUAAAGCGGGCAGCACAGAUUGAAACACAACGGGCCAUGAAAAAGAGUUGGCUGGCAGCUUGGCUUUUGAGAGCCGUCACCUGCAUAGACCUCACCACCCUUUCUGGAGAUGACACCCCGUGCAGUGUUUGCCGAUUGUGCCACAAAGCCAAGCAUCCCAUCCGAGAGGAUUUGUUACAAGCCUUGAAAAUGCACGAUAAAGGCAUCACCACAGCAGCUGUUUGUGUCUAUCCGGCUAGAGUAGCCGAUGCAGUUAAGGCUCUCAAAUCUGCUGGCUGCCAUAUCCCAGUAGCUUCAGUGGCAGCUGGAUUCCCAGCAGGACAGGCGCCUCUAAAAACUCGUUUAGAGGAGAUCCAGCUAGCCGUGGAAGAUGGGGCCAAAGAGAUUGAUAUUGUCAUUAAUCGAACCUUUGUACUGACAGGCCAAUGGGAAGGU